AUGGACGGGGAUGCGAAGCGGGCUUCGGACGGUGCGGACGGCGGGGUUCCGAACCCCAAGCGCCCCAGGAGUCUGCCCAGGGCUAAGACUCACGAGGAGGAGCUGGAUGAUCUCAUUGCAAGUGGGCUUCUGGAUGAGCCAUCCGAUCCACCUGAGGAGAUUGCCCGACAGACUUUUGCAGAUAACUUCUCCUCCAAGGGCUUUCGAGUUCAAGAGGAAGACCUGCCGAAACUUCUGGCAGAGGUCAUGGAAAAGGGUCCAGAAUGGGGUGGCACACGGUACUGGCGAUGCGCAGCCCUCUUUGUCGGCUGCAUGGCGAGAUCCACAAGGUCAUGCCGCAUUGCAUUCGUGGCACACCCGAAAGGUUUAAGUUUGCUGGGCCUCGUGCUGAAAGAGGCGGUCUCACGCUUGGAGGCGCCAGGCUCACAUCAUGAAGCGAGCAUGCUCGCGCUGGCAUGCCUUACAUGCCUGAAGGCUUUGCCCUUAGGGCGUGCCUCGCUGUGGGAACACCGGCAGGCUAUUGGCAAGCCUUUCGACCAGCUGCACAAGUGGUGCGCCAAAGACCGCAGCGCCAUCGCGGCCGAACUUCGGGGUCCGACUCUCGAGCUGUGCCAGCGCUGGAAGCGGCAGCCGAAACCGGCAGCCCAAGAGCAAACCCACAAGGCCUUGCGGGGAAAGGUCCUUGAGCUUAUCUCCAGCGGUCUUCAUGGCCGCGGCACCUCACCGUCGGCCUCGCCGGCUCCAAUGAGCUCACCUGCGCAGCUGCCCGGAAAUCUGGUGGCCGCCGAGGUGGAGAGUGCUUUGUGGGGCCGUUACGGUACGAACAAGACGGCAGAGUACCGUCACCAUGCUCGGAUGCUGCGGGCCAACCUGGCUUUGCCCGGGAACGGGGAGCUUCGUGCAAGGGUGUUGGCGGGAGAUCUCAAGGCGGAGGACUUGGUAUCUAUGGACUCAGGUGCCCUUGCGCCGGACGAGAUCCAAAGGCAGCGCCGGGAAGUUCAACUUAGGGCCAUGAAGGAAGCUGUUGUCGAGGACCUUCAGCCUGUAAGGCCAGAGGAUGGAGAGGGCUCACCUUUCGAUCCAGGUGCAGAUCUGAACACUGCACCACUGGUUUGGCGCAGCCCGACGAAGGAUACCAAGCAAGAGAGCCAAGAAAGCCAGGGCGAUCAAGAGGAGGGAGCCACGGGUUUGCCCAUGGUCCCGCCCCCCACACCUUUCCGACUCUCCGUGGCUACGCCAACUAUGGAACCAGCGACAUCAGACAUGCCCGAAAUGCUCGCCACCCCAGGCCCAGAUGACGAAGACGAUGACCUGAUGGCAGUCUUGCGGUUCCUGGCCUCCUCACCAUGA
This is a messenger RNA of Symbiodinium sp. CCMP2456, 1350 nucleotides long. The record is from the annotation of a GenBank genome assembly. Lineage: Eukaryota; Dinophyceae; Suessiales; Symbiodiniaceae.